Manis javanica (Malayan pangolin) is the source of this 8410-nucleotide messenger RNA. RefSeq names its product ankyrin repeat and fibronectin type III domain containing 1 (gene ANKFN1). Gene Ontology annotation, cellular component: spindle. Gene Ontology annotation, molecular function: protein binding. NCBI's taxonomy places the organism in Eukaryota, Metazoa, Chordata, Mammalia, Pholidota, Manidae. The record is from RefSeq and is a predicted model, not a curated record. Gene Ontology annotation, biological process: establishment of mitotic spindle orientation; regulation of establishment of bipolar cell polarity.
ACCCUUGAAAGACAGGCAUUUCACUUGCAGCAAAAUAAUAGGAAGGAGGUUUGCUUGCUUUGCGCAGAGGCUGAGCCACGGGAGAAAGCAAAGCCAAUGUGAUUUAUUGAAUGAAAGCACUGGACAAUUACCAACAACUUGCUCCUCUGCUGCCUUGAACAACCUAAACUGGAACUGCUGCGUGAAAAUGACGCAACAAAUGCAGAAUUUGCAUCUUUCUCAAUCAAAAAAACAUAGUGCCCCGUCGUCUCCCAAUGCUGCCAAACGCCUGUACAGGAACCUCUCUGAGAAACUGAAGGGGAGCCACUCUUCAUUUGAUGAGGCCUAUUUUAGAACAAGGACUGACCGGCUGAGUCUCAGGAAGACCUCAGUGAACUUUCAGGGCAAUGAAGCCAUGUUUGAAGCAGUUGAACAGCAGGACAUGGAUGCUGUGCAGGUCCUUCUGUGUCAGUACACUCUAGAAGAACUAGAUCUCAACACGCCUAAUAGUGAAGGGUUGACGCCUCUGGAUAUUGCCAUCAUGACCAACAAUGUGCCCAUUGCUAGGAUUCUUCUGAGGACAGGGGCCCGAGAAAGUCCACACUUUGUCAGCCUGGAAAGCAGAGCAAUGCACCUCGACACAUUGGUGCAGGAAGCCCAGGAGAGGGUGAGUGAAUUGUCUGCUCAGGUGGAGAAUGAAGGAUUCAGUCUGGACAACACAGAGAAAGAGAAACAGCUGAAAGCUUGGGAGUGGAGGUAUCGGCUCUACAGACGCAUGAAAACAGGCUUUGAACAUGCCAGAGCCCCCGAGGUGGCAACCAAUGCCUGUCUCAUGGUAACCAGCAGUACAUCACUCACUGUCAGCUUUCAAGAGCCUCUUAGUGUCAACGCAGCUGUAGUAACCAGAUAUAAAGUGGAAUGGAGUAUGUCGAAAGACUUUUGUCCUUUGGCUGGAGAAAUCAUCAUGGAAAACCUGCAGACCCUGAGAUGUACAAUCACAGGACUUACAAUGGGGCAACAGUAUUUUGUUCAAGUCUCGGCAUAUAACAUGAAAGGAUGGGGACCUGCUCAGACCACAACACCAGCAUGUGCCUCGCCUUCUAACUGGAAAGACUAUGACGACAGAGAGCCCAGACACAAGGGACAGAGUGAAGUUUUGGAAGGUCUGCUGCAGCAGGUCCGAGCCCUUCAUCAGCAGUAUAGCUGCCGGGAAAGUUCAAAAUUACAAACCACAGGCCGCAAGCAGUCAGUCUCAAGGAGCCUGAAACACCUAUUCCAUUCCUCAAACAAGUUCGUGAAGACCUUAAAACGGGGACUCUACAUAGCCGUUAUAUUUUAUUACAAAGACAAUAUGUUAGUCACCAAUGAAGAUCAAAUACCAAUUGUUGAAAUAGAUGACUCUCACACCAGUUCCGUUACACAAGAUUUUCUGUGGUUCACAAAGCUGUCUUGUAUGUGGGAAGAUAUAAGGUGGCUGAGGCAAAGUGUACCUAUCUCCAUGUCCUCAUCCACAGUACUGCAAACUCGGCAGAAGAUGCUCGCAGCAACAGCCCAACUACAGAAUUUACUUGGAACACACAACUUGGGAAGAAUUUACUAUGAGCCCAUUAAAGACAGACAUGGAAACAUCCUAAUAGUCACCAUCAGAGAGGUGGAGAUGCUCUAUUCAUUUUUUAAUGGCAAAUGGAUGCAGAUAUCAAAGCUGCAAAGCCAAAGGAAGUCUUUGUCAACACCUGAGGAGCCAACAGCCUUAGACAUUUUACUGAUAACCAUCCAGGAUAUUCUCUCCUAUCACAAAAGGAGUCAUCAGCGUCUCUCUCCUGGAUUAUAUCUGGGUUACCUGAAGCUGUGUAGUUCUGUGGACCAGAUCAAAGUACUUGUUACCCAAAAGUUGCCCAAUAUUCUCUGUCAUGUAAAGAUCCGUGAAAAUAGUAACAUUUCCAAAGAAGAGUGGGAAUGGGUCCAAAAGCUUUCUGGCUCUGAAUCCAUGGAAAGUGUGGAUCAUACUUCUGACUGCCCCAUGCAAUUGUUCUUCUAUGAGCUCCAGAUGGCAGUGAAAGCUCUCCUUAAGCAGAUCAAUAUACCUCUACACCAGGCAAGGAACUUCCGCCUCUACACACAGGAGGUGUUGGAAAUGGGUCACAAUGUGUCCUUUCUUCUCCUGCUCCCUGCCUCAGACGACGUCUGUACAGCCCCAGGACAGAAUAAUCCUUACACCCCACACUCAGGGUUUCUUAACCUCCCUCUUCAGAUGUUUGAACUUGUUCAUUUUUGCAGCUACAGGGAGAAAUUUAUUAGUCUGUAUUGCCGCCUCUCUGCUGUUGUGGAGCUGGAUUCUCUGAAUACCCAACAAUCCCUGAGGGAAGCAAUCUCAGACAGCGAGGUUGCAGCAGCCAAACAAAGACACCAGCAAGUUUUAGAUUUCAUUCAGCAAAUAGAUGAAGUUUGGCGUGAAAUGAGAUGGAUCAUGGAUGCUCUACAGUAUGCAAGAUACAAACAACCAGUUUCUGGCUUACCCAUCAUUAAGCUGACAGACCCCUCAGAUGAGCAGAACCUAAAGAAAAUCAACUCCACAUCCUCACAUAUAGACUGCCUUCCAUCACCAUCACCAUCCCCAGAGAUGCACAGAAGAAAGGCAGUGAGUGAUUCACAGCCCUGCUCUGAUGAAGAAGGCUGCUCAGAAGUCUUCCUCCCCACCGACAGCGACUAUGACUCCAGUGACGCCCUGAGCCCCCGAGACCUGGACUUGGUCUACCUGUCCUCGCAUGACAUCGCGCAGCAAGCGCUAAGCGGCCUAAGCGGCAGUGCGCCCGAUGUCCUGCAGGUGCACGACAUGAAGGCUCCGUCGGGGCCGGGCCAGGACCCCCAGGGGCGGGUCCCGGGGACGGAGCCCGAGCACUCGUGCGCCGAGUUCCUCCACAGCCUGACCCUCACAGGCUUCGCGCCCAAGAGCCACGCCAAGAUGGCGCCGGGCACGCGGCCGCCGCUGGGCUUCCUGGGAAAGCGGAAGCCAACCAAGCACCAGCACUACGGCGGCUUCAGCCGCCACCACCGCUGGCUGCGCAUGCACAGCGAGACGCAGUCGCUGUCCCUGUCCGAGGGCGUUUAUACGCAGCACCUGACUCGGUCCUGCGGCCCAGACCAAGAGCCCAAGGAGGCCGAGCAGCUCGGAAGUGCCUCCGAGGGUUCCCGGGGCCUGACUCUGGCCCACUCGGCGAGCCUCCCUGAGGAGCGGAAGAGCGGCCCCCAGGACCCGAGACCUUCCGUCCGCCGCAUCUACGUGGAGCCCUACCCGGCAGCCCUCGUGGCAGGAAAGCCCUGGGCCGGCGUGAGCACGCCCCCUGGAGGCCGCUCGGGCCUGCCCAGCCCCGGCCGCCCGGAGAUGAGCCCGGAGGGCCCGCCCACGUCGCCGGGGUCAGAAAUACUCAGCAGCAUGCUUUAGGGAGGCCCGCAAGUGGCUGUCCACACGCCCCCGCAUUUUCCAUCACCCUAUCCCAGCCUGCCCCCACAGUGGCCCCAUCCACUCUCAAAUGGUUUGAAUGUUAAAAAUCCAAAGGUUGCAGGUUCAAAGCCCUCUAUUUUAGGGUAGACUUGGGCUGGAGGCGAGAGUUGCCAGUGUCAUUCCCAUUUCAGCCUACAAAGGAUAUAGAGGAGCUUUUGUGUCAACAUGGAAUCCUAGACACAGUGGUUCAAACAUUGCCACCCUGUUGGUCACACCUGUGGCUGAGGCAGGACAACCCAAAGAGCCACACUCAGUUCUGCACGGCUCUUUCAUGAAUCUGUGAUCAGUGGGGGAGGAGAUGCCCAUUGUUUUUCCCUCCAUCCCAAACCUUUACAGAGUUUGGGGGAAAGAAAUUCAGUUGGUGUGUUUAGGGCACAGGGUCAAGUAGACUUGGCCUGGGUUCCCUGUCAGCUAAACCAAGUCAUUCCAAGUGCAGGGUUCUCAGCCGCUUGUCAAAUCCAACUUAUCCAUCAGCACUGAUUUGAUUUAAGCAGGCCUUGGACAGGACUUUUCUUCAGUUAGUGCUGUGUGGAAACCACCAGAAACUAAAACAGAGGAUGCUUCUACCGUAGUUCUGUCCUGCAAAAAUAGAACAGGGCAGGAAGCAGACCUUCCUGCACACUCAUCCAACAUUUGAGCAUGAAAAUGGGCUGUAUAUUGAUUGUUCAAGGGUGCAAGGAGAUGGCUGAAUUAAGUGGAAGCCUGGGUUAUAAAGAAGACAAGGGAAGGGAGAGAGACAUAAGCAAAAAUGUAUUUCUUAAAAUAGGUAAGUCCCUGGGGCUGUGCCUCUGAAAAUGGUAGUGGACCUGCUCCAGAUUCUUAAAUGAUGAAAUUAUCAUUGAACAAGAAAAGUGCCCAGCAGAUAUGGCCAGGCAGUGAUGGAGUCCUUACAGCCACACAGGCACAUCUGCCCACCCCCACAUCACACAUCACAGAACAGACUGGCGAGGGCUUGGGCUGCUGUCUUCCCCUUUCCAGUCCAUCCAUUCCAAAGUUAGUUUUGCCCCAAAAUCAGCUGGCCCAUUGGCCUCGGGAAAAUCCUUCCUUAGAAGGCCCUGCCAGUGGUUCCAAGGCUGCCCUCGAAGACAUUUGAAAAUACUGCUUUGGUCUCAUUACCUCCCACCUGCCCCUCUCACAAAUGAGAAACCCAAAUCAAAGAGAAAUCACGCUGCAUAUUUAAAAAAGGCAUGGGCAGUCUCUCAUUUCCGGAAACCAAGACCCAUUCAUUUCACUGAUACUCUAAAUGGUCCUUUUCUGCUUCCCAGGCAUUUUGAUUAAAUACUGCUCUUUAUGCCCAACCUACCCCUGUCCUCACAGUUCUUCCAUUCCCCCUCAUCGGAGUUCAUACAAAGUACCCUGUUCACAAUGUUAUUUUGAUCCCUUUCAUUUUGAAAACAUUUGAUUUAAACAUAAAUAAUUACCCUAAUGUAAAGGUACAGAUUUGGCCCAUGGCCUAUGGUCCUUAGAAAACUAAAGCCCAGAGAUUUUAUACUCAAUGAACCCAAAAAAAUCUUGAUCAGAGUCACUGCAGCUCCUUUCCCAUGCCUGGAAGGAUUUUUAAAUGCAGUUUUCUUCUGCUCUGAGUGAACUCUAUGUGUAUGGAGCAUUAGAGCUAGAUGGGACCAUAAAAUUGGUCUAAAUCCUUGCAUUUAUAGAUGAGGCAAUUAAAGCCCAGAGAGGUAAGUGACUUGCUUAAGGUCACAGAGCUAUGUUAGUCUCAGAGUUAGGGUCAGAACCCAGAAACAUUCCCUUUAUAACAGGCUGUCCCAUUGGGAACUGGUACAAACCUAGUCAACUCUUGAUUGUCCAUAGGCUACUUACCGAGUUCGUAGAUCAUCUAUCUCUUCUAAUUCCCAAUUCAACUCCUUUUUUCAACCUUUACCUAACAGAUUUCCAUUAGCACAGAGCUCCUUGUUGCCAGGAAAUGCAAAUUUCAUAUAAUAGACAUCUACACUGAUGAAUUAAAAAGCAAAUUUGGGAGACAUGCCAUUUAAAAUUACAUGCUGUAUGAUUCCCCUUUAAUAACAAAAGUGAGAGUCAUCUGUACUCAGUUUCUACUUAUUUCUAAUCAUAAGACAUUAUAUGUGUUGAAUUGAGUUUGUGAGAUAGGCUGCUGGAUUUGUCAAAAACUAAGAAACCAAGUGAUUCUCUGAUCAUGACCUUUCUGGUGGCAUGAAAGGAAGUUAGUGACUAUGAAUUAGAUGGGAGGUAUUGGACAGGCAGCAGAAGCAGAGACUGGCCUACCCUCUAUUUGGUCAGCAAGUUCUGGCACACUCGACCAAAUAAUGACUCAUAAAGUAAAACUGCAUUAAAUCCAAACCCACUGAUUUAUAGUAAGGACACGGGGUUAUUUUUUCACCUGUAAGGAAAAGAAAUGCAUGCCUAUGUAAUACAUAAUGCACACUAGAUUUCAUUGGGCAUACUUAAUCAGCUUGAAAAUGCAUUUUUCUAGGAAUAUUUCUAUAUAAAAAGUGGAUGUUAUAUCCUUAAAAUUUAGCUGUUUGAUCAAAUAUAUUCCCUUGACCUAUACCUGCACUUUAAACAUCUUGUGAACCUAGUUUAAAUUAACAGAUUCUUAUGAGAGACAACUGUAUUCUCUAAUUCACAGUCCUUUACUCAUUUACACUGCCUUUUCAUCAUAGGGCCUUUACAAUGUCUGAGGAUUUGUGGCAGUUUUUUGUCUUAUUUAUUUGAUUUUGUUUCACUUUGGAUAUGAUGGACUUUGUCUUUCAUUCUUUUUAAAUUCAACCUGGGAGCCUCUGGAGGAAACUCUCUGUCCCAGGUCUUCUUUUCCACAGUUUUUCUAACAUGCUUAACUCUCACCCACAUUAUCCAGUUCUGUCAUUUGCGAAAGCCUUCAAAAAAUCAUUAGCUGAGACCAUCCCGUAAGUCUGUCUUUAUUCUAAGUCCCACAGAGAACAACAAAAUCAAGUAUGAAACACAUUCCCAGGCCACAAGGAGCUUACAAUCUGAUAUAAGUAUAGCUAUCAUCACCAUACGUCUUCUUAUCAAUGGCUUAGAAGAGGCAGGAGCCUAUCUCCUCAGCCAAGCCAACACAGUGUUUGUUGGGCUAGACAUCUUUGAUUUUACUCUUGCCGUCAAUUCAUAAGGGAGGACAGCCUGGAAAAUGAAGUCACCAAGGUAUAUGCUUGCCAACCACUUACAAGGCUAUCACAUCCUCUUAAUUGACAAGGGUACAUGGGAGACAGUAUUUAAAAGCAUUCACUCUAAGGAAUGGGUAUUUUAAGAAGUGAGCACUUAAAGAUGAGACUCAUUCCAUUUUAAGUACAUUCACAAAUGCUCAAAGCAAUAAUUACACUGGAGAAAAUGGUUCCAUUUGGUUUAAUAUUCCUCCAGGCCCUAUUUCUAAAGGAUCCCAUAGCACUUUAUGAAAAGGAAUGACUGAAGCCUUGUUGUACUCCCCUAAAAAGACCUUGUUCAGGAGCCACCUGGCAAACCCCUACCCCAUCUUUGCCAGGAGAUCAUGCCAGACAAGUGGAAAAGAGGACUGGCCUCUCAUACAUUGUUAUCCUGUCACAUGAACAUGCACCCUGGUGAGUGCUACGCUCUUCCCUUGGAGAUAACAAUUUGAAACAGAAGACAUACCAGAAAAUCCCAACUCCUUGGCCUCCCCUUGUUCUUCACACACCACCUGAGAUGUACUCACCUUCUCUUGGAGAACUAUCAACCCAAGCUGUUCAAAGGUCUGCAGUGCAUUUAGGUUCCCUGCUUAGGUCAACAGCAUACAGAAUUUACUGGCUUCUUAAAACUGAUUCUUGUUGGGAAGAUGACACCAUUAUUAUGCAGCUCUCUCAACUUUGGAUGUAGCAGAGCUACCACAGAGAAUAUACAUCUCUCCGUAUAUUUGCUUAUUAAACUAUAACCUACCAACUAGAGAGGGUAGUUAUAGAUUAGUAAGAGAACACUCGCAGAGAAUUAAAAGUGUUACAUUGUCCCUUUAUAAAGUCUCAAUAUUUUUCCAGAUGAUUCCAUGAAGCAAAUCUGGAUUUUUUUUCCCUGGUCAUACCUUUAGGGAAAUUUUUAAAGGAGCUAUUUGGAAAGCAAUGAUACCUCUUCACAGGUAGGAGAGUGAACAAGGGAAAAUCUUGUUUCUUUGCUGGUCACCUCUCAUAAGAUGUUCAAACACAUGGCUCAUGACUGUUAAGCUAAACUUCAAUGCGGCCUUACAAACAACAAGGGUAGUGUAUUUGAAACUAUGUUGUACAGCGUGGAAACUUAUUCUAAGAUCUUAAUUCAGAGUUUUUCUGAGGUGUUGAACUUUGCCAUUAGCAAAAAGUAUUUUUAGAAAAAUCCAUUGACUGUUUAUGAAGCACUGAUUUUGCCAUAUUUUGGGUCUCUGGUUUUUCCACCACAUCUGCACACCAAAGUUAUAUUUGUGUUUUUUUUAUUAUUUCUUCUAUUUCCAUUAAUAAUGAAUUUGUAAAAUGGUUAUUCAAAAGGACAGUUGGUUUUGUUUAACAAUCAGGUAGACUGUGAAAACAUUCUAUUUUGCUAAAGGAAGUAGGAUAUUUGUUGUUGUUUUAAAUAUUAUCCAAGAGUCUUUCCCCUCCAAAUAUAUACAUUUUUUAUUUUAGCAAAAGCCAAUAUUUAACUUAGUAACAUAUGUUAUGAAGCUAUUAGUUAAUGCUCUCUGGUCCUCUUCAUUCAGUCCAUGACAUGAAAGUCUAAAUAUGUUUUCACAGUAACCACCAGCCAGUAGCUGAUUUAUAAAAACCAAGUCUGGCUAAUCGUUGCAUUAAGUCACUCUGAGUUGCUGCAUUGCUUUUUGCCCUAUAACAAACCAGAUGUUUGGGGAUAUUCCAUGUAUGUGGUAACAAGCAUUGGUUUAACAUUUGUGAUGGAAAAAGAAUUAAAGAUGUGUGUGCAUGUAUGUGUGUGUGCAUGCCCAUGUGUGUGUGUGUGUGUGUG